Molecule: messenger RNA, 2235 nt
Organism: Glarea lozoyensis ATCC 20868
Lineage: Eukaryota; Fungi; Ascomycota; Leotiomycetes; Helotiales; Helotiaceae
Product: VPS9
Exons: 3
Coding region: 1-2235 (744 amino acids)
Biological process (GO): vesicle-mediated transport
Cellular component (GO): endocytic vesicle; cytosol
Molecular function (GO): small GTPase binding; guanyl-nucleotide exchange factor activity
Source: RefSeq, a predicted model, not a curated record
AUGCAAGCAGUUACUGACAAAAUGCUGUUGAAAUUCCCAGACUUUAUGGCUCCGCCUAGUGCGAAGAAGAGCGAGCCGCGUCCUCGUGGCCUUCACCCAUCCGCGUCGUUCUCGAAGUUGGAUGAGCCAGAACGUUUGAUCAGAGCACAGAGAGCGAGUACCAUUCAUAAUGGCACACCACCAGCGGGCGGAAAUCGUAAUACAACCGCAAGGGCGAAUACGGUGUCAGAGAGCCCACCCGACCGGUUUGAAAAGAUGCACGAUGAUGACCACGAUGCUGCCGAGUCUUCAGAGAAACUGCCACCAAAUUCUGAGGAGCUUCCAAUAGAGUUGGCAAGUUUGACGGAUAGCUUCAUUGAUUCCCUUUCUGCCAAAGUUCACUCUACACCUCCAUCGGUUGACAAGCUCUCGAGCCUCUUUCAAGACUUUUACGCUGUUGCUGCCUCACACAUCAAUACCCAUAUCUCCGCCUUGUCCUCGCGUCAACAUCGAGAAAAAUCCCCGGCACCUUCGGUAUCUUCGUUGACCGGCAAGUUAAGAGCGAAAGCUGUUUCCAUCAGCAACAAGGAUCGACCCAGAAUGACCAUAGAAAGAAGAGACUCGGAACAGCAGAUGUUGACGGUGGAGGAAAUAGCGGACAGGAAGCGUGCUCGGAAGUUGCUGGAGCAAAAGCGAUUAGCGUUAGAGGAGGCCAUCGAACGCAGAGUGUGUGAGGGAAUAUAUGAUCGAAUAUUUCAGCAUCGGUCGACUCAGGAUGAAGCACAGGAUGAAAAGCUAAGAUCGAAAACCGCAGCUCUGUCUGUGGUGGGAAUUGGCCUUACCGAUCUCGGUAUCGAUCUAGGCAACUCUCCAGAGCGACCAGACUCGACGGAGGAGAAGGAAUCAGAAGUUCGAGAGUGGCUGGAGGGUGCGCGAGCGCAAUUGAUCGCAAUGAACAACGAUAAAUAUCCACUGGGGAAACUGCACCAUCUAAAGCUUGCCCAUAAGAGCAUUGUCGAUACUUUGUCACAUUUCCACCCAUCUUCAUCUGCGGAUGAGAUUAUGCCUAUGCUAAUCUAUACAUUAAUCACUUCCCGCCCGGAAGGGAUAAGCAUAAUCAGCAAUCUUUAUUUCAUACAGAGAUUCCGAAACGAAAGCAAAAUUGACGGAGAGGCCGCAUAUUGCUUGACAAACUUAGAAGCAGCACUCACUUUUCUUGAAACAGUUGAUUUGGCAAGUUUGAGGGCGGAUGAAGUACCGUCGGGACCUCCAAAAUCCAACAGUCGACCCACUACGCCACGAUUAGAAAAACCAAAUACUUUGGUGGGGCUUACACCAUCUCCAGGCGUUUCUACGGUUUCGGGGGUUAGUUCUAUCGUUGCAAGUCCUACUACUAUACCAUCACCAUCAUCUACAUCAAGUCUUCGACCAAGUAUUCAGCCACAUAACCGACGGAUCAGUGACAUGUUUCGGCCACCAGCCCAGGUCUUGGGCGAGGCUAAUGAUGCCUUCUUUAACACCGCUGACCAGAGUUUUAAGACCAUCGGAAACUCAUUGGGGGAUAGCUACAAGUUUCUUCUUGGAAAGAUCAAGGAUACUUCCACCGAUAUCGCGGUUCCUAGGACAUUAGAUGAAGCUCGAAAGCUAGUCAGCACCCCGCCACCUGAGGAUGAUGCUUCAGCUAGUGGGGCCAGCUCACUUCACAGUCCUGACACUACGCGUACUGACUCAACAACGAAGGCCGAUGAUAAAAUGCUAAGUUUGAUCGGAGGACGGAAGACGACUCGAGACAGGAGCACAGAUAGUAAUAGGAGUUCGGGUAGUAACAGAAGGCUUACUGAAGAAAGUGGUGAAAGGACAGCCACGCCCUCUCCUCUCGCUCCUGUUUCUUCAUUGACAAUGAACCCUCCUAUUGUCGAGUCGAUGAGAAACUUGGGAAAUUCACUUAAUCCUAUGAACAGGAUUGCUGGAAUGGGAAUGAUGCGUGGUUUUGGUCGUGCAAGUACGGCAACACCAGCGCCUCCCGCACCUACAUCGGACAGAUCUAUUCCGGAUGGAGGAGUCGCAGACUUGACUACUGCACAUCCGGAUCUUGCACAAGCCCUCCCACCAAAAGAGGUGGUCAAAAUUGCACCACCCAUCAAAAGAUUUAUGGAAUUACAAAAUCCCGGGGACAUGAAACUUAACGAGGUGUUAGAACUAUUGCGAGAUUAUAGACGGCUCGCAGGAGCAUUGAAGGAUAUGGGCGCCGUUUGA